AUGCAUAUCCCCACUUUCGGUCAGGUUGCCACCCUCGGCAUGGCUUUCUUCGCCGUCGCCGCCCUGGCUGCUCCCGUCGCCGAGCCCCUUGAGGCCGACCUCGUCGAGACCCGUGGCGAGGGUAUCUCGGCCUUCACUGGCUCCGUCAACGCCCUCGAGCAGCGCAACAGCAAGAAGAAGUGCAAGCGCACCAACAAGAAGGGCAACUGCACCGACUCCGACUCCGACUCGGACAACGACCACAAGAAGAAGAACAAGAACAAGAAGUGCAAGCGCAACAGCAAGGGCGACUGCUCCGACUCUGACUCGGACAACGACAAGAAGAACAAGAAGUGCAAGCGCAACCUCAAGGGCAAGUGCGAGGACGACAAGAAGAACGACAACAAGGACGACAAGAAGAACAACGACAAGGACAACAAGGGCGGCUACAAGGGCUACUAA
Molecule: messenger RNA, 441 nt
Organism: Colletotrichum destructivum
Lineage: Eukaryota; Fungi; Ascomycota; Sordariomycetes; Glomerellales; Glomerellaceae
Exons: 3
Coding region: 1-441 (146 amino acids)
Source: RefSeq, a predicted model, not a curated record